Anguilla anguilla (European eel) is the source of this 3918-nucleotide messenger RNA. RefSeq names its product disks large-associated protein 5-like. The record is from RefSeq and is a predicted model, not a curated record. NCBI's taxonomy places the organism in Eukaryota, Metazoa, Chordata, Actinopteri, Anguilliformes, Anguillidae. Bases 107 to 3502 code for a protein of 1131 amino acids. Gene Ontology annotation, cellular component: nucleus; spindle pole centrosome; cytoplasm. The transcript has 18 exons. Gene Ontology annotation, molecular function: microtubule binding. Gene Ontology annotation, biological process: regulation of mitotic cell cycle; mitotic spindle organization; centrosome localization.
UGUACCCGCCAUCUUUGUGUUUAGGUUCGUGUCAGAACAAGCACACUUCUUGCCGUUCACCUUGAAGGGCUGCGACAAAACUUGACUAACUAACGCAGAACGAGAGAUGGCGUCUCGCUUCGCCCAAAUGUCACAGAGAGACAGCAGUGUGGCCAUGCUUCGCGUUAAGAUGUCACGACGGCGCUCCCAAGCUCAGAAGGAGAACCGCGACCGGGCUGUUAGUCGCCACCGAGGCCUGCACCUGCUGCCAGAGCUGGACGUGUUGGUGGCGGGGCCGCUAGAGGAAGCAGACAACGGGGCACCUCUGCCUGCCAAGGACAAAAAGCUUAGUGUGGCAGUUGAGGAGAGGAAGAAGAUGCUGGCUCGUUACAAGGAGGCCAAAGAGCUGCAGAAGGAGAAGGAGAGGAGGGCCCUGGAGAAGAAGGGCGGGGUCUUUAAGGUGGGCGUGUACAAACCUCAGCCCCUCGCCUCACUCCCGCAGGCACCAGCCAGGACCAAGGCGUCAUUGACUGCCGUCUCCAACAAGGUCACAUGGUCUGUGAAGCAGCAGCACCCACAGAAGCCCCUUGCACAGAAAGAGAAUGUUUCGGCGCACAGGAAAGCGGAGCCUGCAGUCAAGCCAGUAAAGCCUCGUGUGGCCCUGAAACCCCAGCCAGCGCCCCCUGCUGGUGGAUGCAGAACUGCGCCAGUUGAGAGGACGGCACGAGCUCAAGCAGCCAAAGCCGCCAAGAAACCCCAAACUGCCCCUGCCCCUGCCCCUGGCCAGGGGAAAACUGCACCAGGUACCAAGGGCAAAAGCGCAAAAAAAGAUGGCAAUGCAGAACCACUCUCGCAAGCAACUGAGAACAAGCCUGCAGCCGCUGAAGGAGGGACGGUGGAGGGAAGGGAGGUGGAGAUGCAGACAUGCACGCCUCUCAGCCCAGCGAGCCCUUCUGAAGGAGGAGAGGAACCGUUUCAGCGAGACGCCGUGGAGGACGAGAGGACCCCCUCCUCUUUUGCCCCCCAGGGGUUUGUGUUUGAACCCCCCGCUGGCCUCGGUUUGUUCCCGCCUGCCGCCACGGACACCCCGUCCAAUGAUGCUUUACUCACGCCCAGCCCCAGCCGGGAUGACGCACCCGCUGGGGUGGUCUCAGACCCUCCCGCUGCCCCCGAGCACUCGUGCCCCUCUCCCACCACCCUUCCCCCUCCUAAUCCUGCGGCCCCUCAGUCUCCCUCAAACUCCCAGGAGCCCCAGCACGACGUCCCGUAUUUCAGGGCAGUGAUGGCCAGCGAGGCGGGCAGACUGACGGGGCUGUGCGAGCAGUGGGACCCCCGCGUCGAGGAGCCCUCUAUUCCCGAGGAGAUCAGAGAGAGGGUGCGCACCGCUGUGGGACAGGCCCGGCUGCUGAUUAGGGAGCGUUUCGGCCAGUUCCAGGGCCUGGUGGACGACUGCGCCUUGGGCAGGGGGGAGAAGACCACCACCUGCACCGACCUGCAGGGCUUCUGGGACAUGGUGUUCUACCAGGUGGAGGAUGUGAACAGGAAGUUCAGUGUGCUGAAAGAGGCGGAGUCAAGGGGCUGGCAGGAGGAACACAAGCCCCUUCCCCGAAUCAAACGGACAGCAAAGAAGCCCCCCGUGGCGGCAGCAGGUAGCGCAGGAGGGGGAGGCGGGGCCAGUGCGGCCGCCAAGAGCCGCCUGGCCGCCGUGAAGGCCGCCAUGAGAGCCAAGCGAGAGGCGGAGGCCCAGCGCGCGGCGGAGAGCCCCGCAGGGGAGGCCCCGCCCCCGCCCCAGCCUCCGGCCGACGCCCAAACCGUGGUCUUCCACGGCGGCUUCUUCCAGGUGGAGAGUCCCGCCAAAGUGUCGGGUUCUAUGAGACGGACAUCCCUCCUCAGGACGGCCCCCUCCCCCUGUUCCUCCCCCUGCUCCCCCUCAAGAGUCGGCACACCCAGGAGAUGCCUGCACCCUGCUGCGUCCCGCCCGUCCCCUGCUCCCGGGGUCACCUACCACCUGUUUGGCAGUCUGUGUCUCACCCUCCGCCCCCAGCCCUCUCCCUGCUCCACAGCACCCCCUGCCUCUCCUCCUCCCACACGCACGCAGAACACAGAACGGGAGGAUUGUUCCGGAACUCCUGAUGCAGAUGCAAACCCCGCCCCCUGCCCCACAGACCCCACCCCCUGCCCUUUAAGCCCUGCUGCAAGCCCCACCCCCUGCCCUGCAGACCCCACCCCCUGCCCUGUAAGCCCUGCUGCAAACCCCACCCCUUGCCCUAUAAGCCUUGCUGCAAACCCCGCCCCCUGCCUUAUAAGCCCUGCUGCAAGCUCUGCAAGCCCCACCCCCUGCCCUGGUGCAAGCCCUCCCCCCUGCCCUAUGAGCCCUGCUGCAAGCCCUAUAAACUCCACCCCCUGCCCUGUAAGCCCUGCUGCAAGCUCUGCAAACCACGCCCCCUGCCUUAUAAGCCCUGCUGCAAGCUCUGCAAGCCCCACCCCCUGCCCUGGUGCAAGCCCUCCCCCCUGCCCUAUGAGCCCUGCUGCAAGCCCUAUGAACUCCACCCCCUGCCCUGUAAGCCCUGCUAUAAGCCCUGCAAACCACACCCCUUGCCUUGAAAGCUUCACUCCCUGCCCCGCAAGCCCCACCCCCUGCCCUAUAAGCCCUACUGCAAACCCUGUAAGCCCUGCAAACCACGCCCUCUGCCCUGUAAGUCCUGCUGCCUGCUCUGUAAAACCCGCCCCCUGCCUUGUAAAUCCCACCCACGCAUGUCAGUCAGAUCAUGAUUACGCUAGGUUAGACAGCCCUCCAAGACAGCUGGAGUCUGAAGCUCCCAGCCAGUCUGCACCCAGACCUCAGGAAGUCAACUGCCAAUCAGGGAUUGGAGGAGUGCACUUAGUGCCCCUCCUGACCCCGGAGAAUGUUUCUAGCCAAUCCAUGCUCGUUCUAGAGGUGACAGAUGCCGCAUGUGGCCAAUCGGAGCUUGUUGCAGAAGUGGGGGGUUCCCCUCCUGCCCUCUUGGUCGCACUUUCUCCAUCUCAGCAGGUGGAGGCAGUGGAGGACCUCUGCGAAUUCACUUCGCCCUGCCAAAGAUCAGCCUAUAGCCCAUCUCAGUGGCAGGGGUUAGAUUUCACCCUCUCCCCCUCUGCAUACCCCUACACCCCGACUCGAGGGCUGCUACUCAGCCCAGACGACUCCUCCCCCAUGGGCCAGUCCCCGCCUUUCACCCCGAGGCCCCUCCCACUAACCCUGGGCUCGGAGACGCCUGGUUGUGUCACCGACAGAAGCCCGCAAGCUGCCGCACGUGUGCAGAUGGGCCCAGCUGCGGAGACGUCCGACACGGCGGACGUCCCGGGUUUGGACUUUGACUCCUGCGUCCAGCCCGGCCUGAGGUGCGGCCCGUCGCCGCGAGCGACUGUCGCUAUGGUGACCGGGUCCUCCCCGGACUCGACCGCGGUGUCCGACGGCCAGAUGGAGAGUCCCGGAGGCGGGCGGGCAGACGAGCUGGCGGGGGGGGUGCGGGCGGACGCAGUAUGAAGAUACUAGCUGCUGGCCUUCCCUUCCUGUCCAGGAGGUGUGUGUGUCUAUUGGUGUGCAAGACCGCACAACGUUUAGUCUGCCGUUCUGCUGCUUUAGACAGACACAGGAACACAUCCCCUCCCUCAGAGUUUACUGAUGAAGGUGCUCGGGCACAUUACGCCCUUAUUUUCAGUUUAAUCAUUCUCACACUGACCCUGUAUGUCAUGCUUCAGACGUCCUUUAAACCUGCGCUGAUGUGGAAACAAGAUGGGAAGGGCAGUGGAAAUGCAAAAAAUAUUUUCCCAGAAUGCACAUUUAUUUUCUCAUCUGUUCAUCUCAAAUACAUUUAGCCAUUUAAUUAGCUCCCCAUUUAUUUAGUGUUUAAAAAAAAAAAAAAAAAUUUUAAAUGUCUGAAUAAAACAUUUUCACUUCUA